Messenger RNA from Populus trichocarpa (black cottonwood), 893 nucleotides. RefSeq names its product reticulon-like protein B9. The transcript is spliced from 5 exons. The coding region runs from base 87 to 752 and encodes 221 amino acids. The record is from RefSeq and is a predicted model, not a curated record. Lineage: Eukaryota; Viridiplantae; Streptophyta; Magnoliopsida; Malpighiales; Salicaceae.
UAUUUAUUAAUUAUUUUACAUGUUCGACCAUAGAAAAGAAGAGCAGACAAAGAAAGUUUCGUUUUCAGCUCUAAGAAUCAAUAAGCAUGCCGAUUUAUUCUUCGGAUUCGGACAAUGAAACAACGCCACGGACAAAGCUUUUCGGGCGGCAGAGACCAAUACGAUCUGUUCUAGGAGGAGGACAAGUUGCUGGUGUGUUACUAUGGGAAAACAAAAAAGUGUCAGCAGCACUUUCUUUCGGAAUGACAAUAUUAUGGUUUCUCUUUGAGGUUGCUGAGUACAAUUUUGUGACUCUCUUCAGUCACAUCUCCAUCACAGCAAUGCUCAUUGUCUUCAUAUGGUGCACCAGCGCAGAAUUUUUCAAUUGGAAUCCUCCCGCGAUCCCAAGAAGUAUUUUAGACAAAUCUACAUUCCAUGAAUUUGCUCUCACCUUCCAUGAAAGAUUCAAUCAGGCCUUGUCAAGUUUCGUUGACAUUGCAUGUGGAAAACAACCAGCACUCUUCUUCGUGGCAAUAUUUUGUCUCUACAUAUUAUCUGUGAUUGGAAACUAUUUCACGUUCUUGAAUUUCCUUUAUCUAUGUUUUGUUUGCUUGCAAACUCUGCCAUUUCUCUAUAAUAAAUACGAGGAUGAGGUGGAGAGGUACGCUGGUAAAUUGACCCGAGAAGUCAAGAAAAUGUACAGAAGGUUUGAUUCCAAUGUUCUUAACAAGAUACCAAGAGGAGUACCGGUGAAGGAGAAGAAAGGCAGAUGAAAUUUUAUUUUAAAGAUGCAAAUGUGUAAGAAUCGAAUGUAAAUGAAAAGGUGCUUAGUUUAUGCAUGUAGAAGCUUGUCAUGCAAAGCUGAUUCCAUGUGUUAAUAUGAACAAGAAUAAAAUUUCAAAUUGAUAGGCGUA